Penicillium mononematosum is the source of this 324-nucleotide messenger RNA. RefSeq lists its product as uncharacterized. The record is from RefSeq and is a predicted model, not a curated record. The transcript has 2 exons. Lineage: Eukaryota; Fungi; Ascomycota; Eurotiomycetes; Eurotiales; Aspergillaceae. The coding region runs from base 1 to 324 and encodes 107 amino acids.
AUGGAAUUGAUGAAACUGGCUGUACUAGAUAGGAUUAAGGAUCAGCGAAUCAACCUUUUAAAUCUUAGAUUAGAUAAGAUGUUACCUAGAGUAGAGAUCGGAUUCCUAGUGGGGUAUGUCUCUAAGAAUCUAUAUAGGAUCUGGUUUCCGUAUAGAGGGGGACAAUAUGGAAGGGUCGACGUUGUUAGAGAUACUGUUUUUGACGAGACACGGCGGUAUAUAGCAGCGAAGAAGCUGGAAUCAGAAGAUGUAGUUAGUAUGCUAAUAAAUCAACUAGGGAAGAGAGAGAACUGGCCGAUAGUACUCAUAUGGGAUGAAGCUUAA